Messenger RNA from Meloidogyne enterolobii, 1160 nucleotides. NCBI's taxonomy places the organism in Eukaryota, Metazoa, Nematoda, Chromadorea, Rhabditida, Meloidogynidae. The record is from the annotation of a GenBank genome assembly.
UUUUCGUCUUCGUUCUGCUAUUUCUUCUGAAUUUUUACUUAUAAUUCUUGCUAGUUUACUUUCAAAUAUUUUAAAUAUUAAAACAAAAUGGCAAUUGGAUACAAUUAAUUUUUCUGAAUCAAAAUUAUUUUUAUUGUCAUUACCCUCACGUUCAUUAAUUAGCCAAUUAUUUACUGAUUCAAUUGGACUAGCAUUUUUUGUUUUUGUAUUGCAUUUAAGAAGUGCUAAUUUAUUAUCAAAAACAAAUAAAUAUAAAAUAGAUGAAAGACAAGUUUUUUUAAAGGAAAUAUUUUUUCUUUUAAAUUAUUUAGGAACUUAUUUCACUAAAUUUAAUUAAUUUAUUGUCAACAUUUGUGUCUGCAAUACCUCCCGGUCAUUCACCACUCAGAACUUCAAUUGGUACCCGCGCUGGAGCCAAAACUAUUUUGGCUAAUAUUUCUUUAGUUUUGAGUUUAAUUCCAAUAAUUAUUUGGUCAUCUAAACUUUUUCAGUCAUUACCCAUUUGUGUUCUAUCAUGUAUUUUAUUGACAGAAAUUUGUCCAAUGUUUACAGGCAUUUCUAAAUUACCUCUUUUAUGGGAAAUUUCACGUCUUGACGUUUUAAGCUUUAUAUUCUCAGCAUUAAUGGCCCUUUUUUCAUCAAAUUUAUCACAAGCACUUUUUGUUUCUGUUAUUCUUUCUGCUGGGACAAUUAUUGUUCGUGCUCAAUGGCCACGUCUUCAACAAUUAACAAAUGUUACAGGUUCGGGUGCUUAUUAUGCUGAACGUUGUUAUUAUGGAGGUUCUGAUUUAAUGGAUGAGGCUGGGGUUUCGGUUGUUCGUUUUGAGGCUCCAAUUCUUUUUCACAAUUCUUCAUAUUUCAAAGCUUGUAUUAGAGAAUCGGCAGCUAAAAUUAAAGGUCAACUUUUGGGUAUCGGAAUCGGUACUAGAACAGGAAGUAUGAAAAGCAUGAAAAGUACAAAUGCCCAAAUAGUUAGUGGUUCUAUUCACAAUAAAGAUUCUAUACAAAUGCGUUCAACUUUGUUAAUUAGUGGAGAUUUUGUGCCAAAUCUUGAAAAUCCUGGAGGGGCUGUGUUGGAAUCAAAUAAUAAUAAUUUAAUAACUAAAGUACUUAUAAUUGAUUUCUCUUCUGUUCCUUAUAUUGAUGGACAGGCAAUUUAA